Molecule: messenger RNA, 1011 nt
Organism: Erigeron canadensis
Lineage: Eukaryota; Viridiplantae; Streptophyta; Magnoliopsida; Asterales; Asteraceae
Product: F-box protein GID2-like
Exons: 1
Coding region: 89-673 (194 amino acids)
Biological process (GO): regulation of gibberellic acid mediated signaling pathway
Cellular component (GO): SCF ubiquitin ligase complex
Molecular function (GO): protein binding
Source: RefSeq, a predicted model, not a curated record
UGUCUUCUUCGUUAACCUUGUACAUCUUUUUAUAAACCCUCGGAUUUUGCUCUUCAUUCAUUCAUUUAUUCAUUCACAACCAAAAAUAAUGAAAAGAUCAUUAUCCCCUAUUCAUUUUCACAACCAAAAACCAAUGAUCAAAAAACUCAAGUCCUUUCAUGACAAGAAUAAUCAUUCUUGUUCAUCCGUCACAACAGAAACAGCUGGACUGACAGCUGUUCUGACGGAUGAAAACCUCUUGUACGAGGUUUUGAAACAUGUAGAUGCAAAAACAUUAGGUACAGCCGCUUGCGUGAGCCGUCAGUGGCAUCAGACGGCUCAAGACGAGCGGCUGUGGGAGAUGAUCUGUACACAACAUUCCUUGAAUCUCGGAUGUGGAAUUAACCAACUACGUUUGGUGGUCCUUGCACUUGGCGGGUUUCGAUGUUUACAUUCUAAAUAUCUAUUGCCAUUGUCUAAACCUUUGAUUUCCAAAGGGACAACAUCCUCGUCUUCAACCGUUGUUGCUGCAACAUCGACUUCGGCCUGGCCGUGUUUGCCUUCAACCCCUCGUGCGGUUGUUAAGGCUAACACGGCCAGUUCGGUUAAAACUCGUUGGGGGAAAGAUGAGAUCCAGCUUUCUUUAUCUCUUUUAUCAAUUCGUUACUUUGAGAAAUUAAAUCGGAACAAAUGAUGAAAUUGGUCGGAAUCAUAUUGCAAUUUUCUAAUUAAUUCGUUUGUUUUAGUUUUAAGUCGUGUUUUGUACACGACCAAAAGUGAUUUAUACAAACAUUUGUUAUUCAAAACGACUUUACCUUUGUUUUUUAAAAGCCAAGGUAAAGGUAUCGAAUAACAAAUGUUGGUUGUUUACAAAUCAUUUUUUGUCGUGUACAAAUCACCUUGUUUUAUUAUUCUAAAAGUCUUUGAAUGUAUUCGGAAGCUCCUUGUGCUCGGUAUGGUUGUGCUACCAUGUUCUAGUAUUGGAAAUGAGAUGCAUUAUAAUCUAAUUAAAAAGUUAUCAAUUUUUGGUUA